AUGCACAAGGGACUCGACUUUGAGCCGUCGGCACAUGGUGAUGCUUCAAACAGCGUCUCCCAUCUCCGUAUCACACCACACCUCGUCUUGCUCUUCUUGAAUCGAGGCGCGCAAAUCCUCCAGCUCCUCUUGGCAGAGCCUGUGGGACAAGCUCUGGCAUCUCUCGCAUCUAGCAGUUCGGUCCGAGGUUGCCAAUGGUUGGUGCCGUGGAGGAAGACUUGUGAAGAGGAGCCGAGGGGUGCAGAAGAAGUGGUAGCAACGGAGGGAGAUGAAGAGAGCAAUUCGAGUUUGGUCUUCGUGCGCAGCAUAGCUGUGGUCAUAAACAGGAGGAGUGGGAGGUCAGUCAACAGCACCUAG
This is a messenger RNA of Symbiodinium natans, 357 nucleotides long. The record is from the annotation of a GenBank genome assembly. Lineage: Eukaryota; Dinophyceae; Suessiales; Symbiodiniaceae.